GGGAUAUUUUUAUUUUGUUAAAUCCCGAGUAUUUUAGGGGUAAUCUAUGGAUUAUUUAAAGAAAGUGAGAUUAUGGAGUGAGGAAGAAGUGGGAGAAUGGCUUGAGUCGAAUAAUUUUGGAGAUUAUAUGGAUAUUUUUAAAGAAAACAAUAUUAAUGGAGAUAUUCUAUUAGAAUGUAAUGCGGCGGUGCUGAAGGAGCUUGGUGUUAAGAAACUAGGGGAUCGUAUUAGGCUUUCUGUGUGUAUUAAGGGAUUAAGGGAGAAAUGUAUUGAAUCGGCAAGAAAAUCGAAAAUGAGCUUUUUAAUGAUAGAUAAUCAGAUACAAGGGUUUUCAUUUACAUUACAGAGUCCUACGGAUCCUUUAAUUCCGGUUAAAUCGAGUGAAUUAGCGUCGCCGACAUCAAAUUUCCAACUUGAUAAUUCAUAUAGCGAUGCGUGUUGUUUUGAUUCAUUAAACAAUUUCCAUUCAGUUCUUUCUAAUAUAUCAUGUUCUACUAAAAGUAUAAGUAGAAAUUCAUCUAUUAGUACACAAAAAGUUUUUGAAAAAUCACCUAUAUUUCUUGAGACAAAUGUUAUGCAAUCAGAUUCCAUUAAAAAGAAUUGUCUUAAAUUUAUUGGAGAAAAAGGGCAAACUCGAAUUGUAAAUAUUAGUCUUUGUUAUACGGCAGAUGCUAUUUUAUCUAAGGCGCUUAAAAAAUUCAAUAUAACAGAAAAUCCUAGUGAAUGGAGAGUUUUUAUUACGAAUGAAGAUGGAUCAUUUGAAUGUAUUUCUAAUGAUACGCUUUUGACCAUUUCUCGUCAAUUAUCAAGGCCAGAAAGAGAGCGACUUAUUUUAAAAAGAAAAAGUGAUCCAUUAACACAAGAAGAAUUUAAAAAAUCACAAACGAUUGCGAGAGAACAACGAGAUGCUAUAUAUCAUACAGCUGUAAUGGCAAAAACGUCAGGUAACUUGAGAAAAUUGGAAACAUUUUUUGGAGAAAAACUUGCUCCGACACUUACAUCAUCUUUUACUACACCAUUACCUUCACCAUUACCGAAAGAUAAUAAAUAUGGGAAUAUAACACAUAUAAGAAAUUUUUUUGGUCAGCGUCCUCCUAGCGAACUUAUUAAUUCAAAUUUAGCAGAGUAUUUUCCUGGUCAUGAGAAAAAAGUUUUAGAACAAACAAUUAAAAAUUCUAUUAAAUCUAAUCAUUUAAAUUCUUUUAAAGGAUCAAAUUUCGACACACCUAGUUCUACUUUAACAUAUGAUCUUUCAUCUAUUCCUGCAGUAGGUGAAGAACGGAUUCAAUAUGAAGGCCGAAGAUUAUCAGGAGUUAGUCAUACACUUUCUUUAUCACGUUUUAUUUCUACUCGAUUUCCUACAUUACUUGAAUCAUCUAUUUUAAGGGAAAAUAGUUCUCAUCAUACAUUAUCUUCUUCAUCAAAAUUGAAUUCAGAAGGUAACACACAAGAUAGCAAACCUAGUUUUCGAAAAAAGUUAGAAGAAAAGGCUUCUUCAGAUGAAACGUUUAAAUCAGAAUCACCUAAUAUGUUAAUGGAGCCUUCAAUACUUUCAGAUUUUUAUGAUGCAAGUUUGGAAACAGAUAGAGAUCUCUUGGAUGAUAAUAUUUUUGAAAAUAAUGAAGCUAAAGACUUUAAUACUGAAAAAGAAAUAGAAAAUAAUAAUAGCGGCCCUACAAGAUGGAUUAAGGGUGCUUUAAUAGGAAGCGGAUCUUUUGGAAGUGUAUUUUUAGGAAUGAACGCUUUAAGUGGAGAAUUGAUGGCAGUAAAACAAGUUGAAAUACCGUCUAUUGAUAUUCAAGGAUGUAAAAGAAAAAGGGCCAUGUUGGAUGCCUUACAAAGAGAGAUUUCACUACUUAAAGAAUUGCAUCAUGAAAAUAUAGUUCAAUAUCUUGGAUCAAGCAUGGACGAAACACAUUUAACCUUCUUUCUUGAAUAUGUUCCUGGGGGAUCCGUUACUGCAUUAUUAAAUAAUUAUGGGGCUUUUGAAGAGCCUUUAAUUAGAAAUUUUGUGCGACAAAUUCUUAAAGGAUUAAACUAUUUACACAACAAAAAAAUCAUUCAUAGGGACAUUAAGGGUGCCAAUAUUUUAGUUGAUAACAAAGGAGGAAUUAAAAUAUCAGAUUUUGGUAUAUCUAAAAAAGUUGAAGCUAACCUAUUAUCUAUGACAAGAAAUCAACGCCCAUCUCUACAAGGAUCUGUUUAUUGGAUGGCACCUGAAGUUGUAAAACAAACUUUAUAUACCAGAAAAGCCGAUAUAUGGUCACUCGGCUGUUUAAUAGUAGAAAUGUUUACAGGAAAACAUCCUUUUCCGAAAAUGAAUCAAUUACAAGCCAUAUUUAAGAUUGGACAAUACGUUUCCCCUGAUAUACCAGAACAUUGUACUUCAGAAGCUAGACAUUUUUUAGAAAAAAUAUUUGAGCCAGAUUAUCACGCACGACCUACUGCAGCAGAUUUACUUAAAUAUAGUUUUUUAGGACCUAUGGUUUCUAGUCCUUUGACUGAUGCAAAAAAAUAAUUAUUUUUUUCUAUAUUCUUUUCUUAAUGUAUACAUUUUUAGGUAU
Messenger RNA from Pneumocystis carinii B80, 2564 nucleotides. RefSeq lists its product as hypothetical. Gene Ontology annotation, biological process: protein phosphorylation; signal transduction. Gene Ontology annotation, molecular function: protein binding; protein kinase activity; ATP binding. Bases 47 to 2518 code for a protein of 823 amino acids. The transcript has 7 exons. The record is from RefSeq and is a predicted model, not a curated record. NCBI's taxonomy places the organism in Eukaryota, Fungi, Ascomycota, Pneumocystomycetes, Pneumocystales, Pneumocystaceae.